This is a messenger RNA of Rhizophagus irregularis DAOM 181602=DAOM 197198, 1193 nucleotides long. The record is from RefSeq and is a predicted model, not a curated record. NCBI's taxonomy places the organism in Eukaryota, Fungi, Glomeromycota, Glomeromycetes, Glomerales, Glomeraceae.
UUGGAGAAAUUAUUAAAGAAAUUACGAAGGAUUUGAAAGAGCGUAAGCCUAAAUCAUCUUACGAAUCAAAUGACAUGCCACUGCAACAACGUGACUUUAGCGAGGCAACGAAUAAAAUUGAAGCAACCGCAGUAGCUAAUAUUGAGAGAAAGAUAGGCAAUUCGAAUUAUUGGUGUAUCGUCAGCGCAGGAGCCCCCGGGAUAGGAAAAACUCGAUUUGGAAUAGAGCUUUUUGAUUACAUCAAAAAAAAUUGGAAUCCUCCAAAACAAUGGGGUGAUGUACAUUUUGAAUAUCUCUAUAUGAAUUUUAGGAAUGGUCUUUACCUUAAAGAAGAUGACAGCGAACUUAUACCAGAGGUAAUCCUUGGAUUGCGGGCUGCUUAUGCAUUCUUCAUUGAAAAAAAAUAUGCCAUCACUUUCGAUAUAUUCUGUGUUAAAGCUCUUGUAUACGACAAAAGUAUUUUCAAAUUUGAUUCCGUCAUUUAUUAUUACUAUGAAUCUCUGAAGUUCUCCAACAAUCAAAAAUUAUUCUUGUAUCUUCAUAUUGAUGAAUUUCAAAUGAUUGAUGAAUGGGAUGCAUACAAUAAAACAAAACAAUUCUUUAAGAAUAUGAUCCGUGGCAUUGCAAAAUUCAUGACUGGUGAUUAUCCUACUUUUAUACAACCAUUCCUCUCAGGAACAACACCACGAGCUAUUGCUCAACAAAAACAAGCUACGGAUAUCUCAUUUCAGUUUGUUGAUUGUCCAUUAUUGGACAUUAAAUCGAUGAUUCGAAUUAUGGACCAUUUUGCGACAAAAUUUAAAGCACCAACAACAUUAUUAGACUUUGAAGCACCAGAAGCACCAACUAAAAAAGACGCAGCAAACAAAAAAAAAAAAGGCGUAGCACCACCAACAACAAAAUACGCUCCACUUUUACAACUUCUGAUAGAUACUGGAGGUUUGCCUCGUGCACUUGAAAAACUCCUUGACGUAUGUUUUAAGACAAUAGGUGGUAAUGGAAAAAAAUUCUUUGAGGACCUAGAGUAUGAUUAUGAUAAUAUUUUCUCAAUCGUUAAGAAUGAUCUUGAAAAAAUGUACGACAUUUAUAGAAAGGUUGACGAUGAAAUGGAACUUUACAUGAAUCUUUUGUACCAUUGCGUUGAGGGGAUCCCUGUUGAAGAAAAUAAGCGCUUAGAUAAUAAAGGGACAACA